AUGGGCUUUAUGAUCAGAUGGAUUCUUAUUGGUUGUAUGGACCUCGGGACGAGUUCAGCUCAAGCCCAAGGUCAAGCUCGAGUCGUCGCCUCCGCUCCCGACCGCCCUCCGCCGCAGAAACUCGAUCGCCACCUCCGUCGUCGUGGUCCCCGCCGAGCUCUCCUUCCCCACCGUGACCAAGCCCCCGGCCCACGCCCUCAGCUUCCCCAACGGCGCCGCCGCCGCCCCCCUCCUCCGCUCGACCUCUCGGGCCACGCGUUCGCCCCCUACACCUCCCUCAAGGACCUCCUCCCCGCCGCCUCCCCCUCCGCCAGCUCGCCGACCGCCGCCGCCAGCUCGUCCAACGAGAUAUCGAUCCGCAACCGCCUGGUGAACAGGGCCGCGUGGGCCUACCUCCGGCCGAUGUCCGCCUCCCCCGGAUCCCACGGCCCCGACCUCCUCCGCCGCCUCUGGCUCCGCCUCUCCGCUUGCCUCGGGUUCAUCCGCCGGGCCUUCGGCCGGAUCGUCCGCUUCUUCUCGCCGGUCCGCUCCGGGAGAUAGCCACGGCCUCCGUGACGUCAAAAGUGUGCCUUUUUAUAUGCUGACGUCACCUACAUCGUUCCCCGACCAAUACGGGUACGUAUGAAUAUUUUUGCGUGUCUUAUUCUUAUCCUUAUCCAAAAGUAAAUGUUGUCCUCGAGUCGUUUUCGCUCUU
This is a messenger RNA of Rhodamnia argentea, 694 nucleotides long. RefSeq lists its product as uncharacterized. Lineage: Eukaryota; Viridiplantae; Streptophyta; Magnoliopsida; Myrtales; Myrtaceae. The record is from RefSeq and is a predicted model, not a curated record. The transcript has 2 exons. The coding region runs from base 1 to 540 and encodes 179 amino acids.